GUGACAUUUGUGUAGCUGAAAAUCUGGUCACUACAAUCAUUUGUCUUUUCUUUAAUAACCAACGACAUAGAGCAUCAAUUGUUUUGGUUUUCCUUUUUCGCAUGCCAAAUUAGUGUAAAUUAACAGUAUUAAAGUGUAAACGAGUGGCAUAAUGGAAAAGGCUUGGUUACCACCUAUUAUUAUCACCUGCUUUUGGGCCUUUAUUGGAAUAAUUUGCCCAUUUUUCGCUCGAGGACCUAACAAAGGUAUUACUCAAUGCUGCCUGAUGUUGGUUGCAUCCACCUGUUGGUUAUUCUGGUUAUGCUGUUAUAUGACGCAAAUGAACCCACUGAUCGGACCUAAACUAACCAUGAACGAAAUCAUGAUUGUAGCUCGUGAAUGGGGAAACCCCAUCGAAGAUGUCAUUGACAUUACAUACCAAUAGUACUUUUGUCAUUCGUCUGCUUUUUCGUCGAAGGCUUCCUGUUAACAGUUUAUUAUUAAUGUUUGUUGUAUUUGUUUACAAAUGUAAACUUAAUGUGCCUAUGUAUUUUUAGCCUUGCUACUAUUUAAGCACAAAGACAUAUCUGUUAACUUAAGACGCAGCAACUGCAUAAUAUACAAUGCCUACGUCUUAAGGUUUCGAAAUUCCAGUUCUUAUGAAACAAUCGCAAAAAUAAUAUAAAAGUGGUCUUAUAUAUUUAGAAUAAUUUUCGAAAUAUAAAAAUAUAUAGCAAAACCUGUUAUAAAAAGUAAAUAAAAUUUGUUAACAGUCCUUAAAAUUUUUAA
Anastrepha obliqua is the source of this 768-nucleotide messenger RNA. It is a transcript of the gene VhaM9.7-b, whose product is annotated as V-type proton ATPase subunit e. The record is from RefSeq and is a predicted model, not a curated record. Gene Ontology annotation, molecular function: proton-transporting ATPase activity, rotational mechanism. Bases 152 to 424 code for a protein of 90 amino acids. Gene Ontology annotation, biological process: proton transmembrane transport. The transcript has 3 exons. NCBI's taxonomy places the organism in Eukaryota, Metazoa, Arthropoda, Insecta, Diptera, Tephritidae. Gene Ontology annotation, cellular component: proton-transporting V-type ATPase, V0 domain; plasma membrane proton-transporting V-type ATPase complex.